This is a messenger RNA of Nicotiana tabacum (common tobacco), 3672 nucleotides long. RefSeq names its product protein GAMETE EXPRESSED 2-like. Gene Ontology annotation, biological process: actin cytoskeleton organization; pollen sperm cell differentiation. Gene Ontology annotation, molecular function: actin filament binding. Lineage: Eukaryota; Viridiplantae; Streptophyta; Magnoliopsida; Solanales; Solanaceae. The record is from RefSeq and is a predicted model, not a curated record.
CAACUUCUCCGUUCAAAAUUCUCCCGCUCUCUUUCUAAUCAGUUCAGUUUCAUCCAUGGCGAACCAAUUUCUCCUUUACACCAUCUUAUUAGUGUUGUUCAUCUCUCUCUUUCCCCCUUUAACUCAUCAACUCUCAUUAUCAGAAGAUGUAGCAGUUCCUAGUUUUGCAUUUAGUUGGGUGGACAACAAUGAUACAUUUGUGGCUGGGGCUGUGGCAACCAUAAUGGUCAAAGUUAUUGGAAAUUUUGAUCCUGCCAAAUUCAAGCACCCUUUCAGUCCCAACAUCAGUGUUAAUGAUAAGACGGGAAACAGCUCUUACAUUUCUGGGGUUUCGUCUAAUUUUGGCUGGAAUUUUGGGGAUUGGAGGAUUUCUUUCGUUCCUAUUAUGACCGGGUUGUUCAAUGUGCUGAUUACUGAUGAUCACUUCAAUGUCUUUGAUUCUUCCCUUCAUUUUCAAGUCACCCCAGGUAACAUCCAUCCAUCUGCAAGCGGGGUGUCAUGGGGAAAUGGAGUGAGUGAGUUUGUAGCAGGGACGAAAGCAUCAGUUAUGGUUCUUCCUAAAGAUGCAUUUGGGAAUAAUAUCUCUUCAGCAAGUGAAGGACUGAACUCUUACAACUUCACAUUAUCUAUAUCUACUUUCAAUGGUCCCGUAGCAACUAUGCUCAAUUUCACCAAUAAAGGAUGGGCUAUAACUGGUUAUCUCGAAAUAGAGUUUGUUGUAGCUACAGCUGGAAGUCUUUUACUUCAUGUACAAGGAGAAAACCAAACAUUGAGGGGCUGUCCUCUAAUGUUCAUAGUGUACCCAGGAGCUCUGGAUGUUUCCAAAUGUUUUUUGCGGUGGGAAGUUAAAACAAAGUACUUCCAAAUAUUUUCUCCUAUGGAAGGUUUUAUUCACCAGCAUGAUCAAUAUGGAAAUCUUGUUCCAGGGGUGUAUGAAUUUGAUGUUGAAGUUAUUGAAAAUGGAAUGAAUUUGAUUAUUCCUGUGACAGAUCUGCAAUUCAGGCAGGUUGGCUUGGGUAUUCAGUUGUUUUCCUUCAGCCUAACAGAACCAGGGGACUUCAAGCUUAUGAUAUAUCAUAAAGAGAUGAAUAAUUCCAUCUCAGCUAUGCCGUUUCAUUUUACAGUGUAUAUAGGUUAUUGUGAUGGAAUGAGUAGUAUUGUUAAUGGAUCGGGUCUAAAUGACUCUGUAGCUGGUGAAGCUGCAAAGUUCUCUGUCUUCUUGAAGGAUGCUUAUCUAUAUCCUUCGCUUGUUGAGUUAGAAAGCAUACAAGUACAAAUCGUGAAUGAAUUUGAUUCCUAUCAUGCACAACCAAGCAUACAUCCAAUGAAGAUGGUCAAUGGAACUCUAUGCAGUAUGAAUUUGAAUCGCGGAUCACAUAAUGAUGUGGGACUUGCUUUUACUCCUGUGGCUGAUGCAAACCUUGAUCCAAGAAACAUGAAGUUUAGUGGCUUUGAUGUUAAUUAUAUACCAGAGAGGAGUGGGAUCUAUGAAAUUCGCAUAUUCUGUGGAAAUAUUCCAUUAAAUGGUGGUCAUCCGUUCAGAAAGGCAGUAAGUGCAGGCAAAGUUAAUAUAUCUCUUUCUGGACCUGUGAAAUUCAGUCCAAAAGUAGCAAAGCUGACACAGAAUGAAAUCAUAGUACGACUCAUGGAUUCAUAUUCUAAUCCAGUCGUCUUACAGCAGUCAAAGUUGAAGUUGGAGAUUGGAUCAGUUAACAGAUCAGGUUUUUCGACAUGGACUUUUAUUGACAAUAAGGAUGGCACAUAUAAUGGCAGUUACAUGGCUAAGGAUGUUGGCACCUACGAAUUAUGUGCCUCGUUUGAUGGAAUGCGUUUCAUGCCAUGCCCCUUUGGUGUGAAUGUAUACACUAGUGAGUAUUUUCCUAGAGUACAGAAUGAUUCAGUCUGGGUCUGGGAGGAUGACUCAAUUGCUUUUGAUGCUCUGGAAAAUGACUAUUUUGCUGGCCAUAACAUUACAAUUUUUGAAUUUUCAAAGCCAGGUCAUGGUUCAACUCUUCAGUAUGGGCGUCUCUUUAGAUAUACACCCUUCAAAGGAUUCUAUGGGAGGGAUUCUUUCUCUUAUACAAUAUGUGAUAUGAAUGGGAACACUGCAUCAGGUGGUGUGGAUAUAUCUGUUCUAAGCAUCCCUCCUCAGUUCGUUUCUGUUCCAAGUCAAUUACUGGGAACUGAAGAUGUAAUUAGUCCACAGUUCGGUGGUUUCCCUGGACUUGAGAUUAUCUAUUCAGAUUCAACUGAGAAUAUCAGCAUUACUUUUAGUGCAAAGUCUGGGACCGUCUUUCUGUCUCCUAUGUUAAUGCAAUUUUGGCAGCCAACCUGGAGUAUUGCUACUAUAUCCAACAAGGUUGGGGAGACUACUGAAUUAACUUUAACAGGCUCUCUAGGAGAAAUCAAUUUUGCCAUUCCAUCGGUACAGUACUUUGGAAAUGAAGACUUUUAUGGAACUGAUACAAUUCAAGUCUCUACCAUGAACAAAAAUGGGAAGAACAAGUUAGAUAUUCCGAUAUUGGUAGAACCUAUCAACGAUCCUCCAUUCAUUAAUCUCCCUCCUUAUGUUAUUUUGGAUCAAGGGAGUGGAGAAGUUCUUAUUUUUACCGGAGAGAGGGAUAAGUCUGCUGUUUUUGUUGGAGAUCCAGAUCUACUGCAUUAUCCUGGGAAUAAGUCUCGUUUCUUGGUUAUGUUCUCCAUGGAAGUCAGUUCCGGAUUCCUUUCAACAAAGCUUCCUGCUGAUCUAGUUAGCACGACUGAAUUAAAAUUGAAAACCAGCUACCAGUGGCAGCCUCUUCAGACAUUUGUAACCAUCUCAGAACAUUUUAUGGUCAAAGCCAAAGGCAUUAGAUUUCGGGGUACACUAGAAGACUGCAACAGUGUGUUGGAGCAAUUGCUAUAUCAGGGUGAUAAACAUCAUGCUAUUCUUACUGUGACAGUGAAUGAUAUGGGGAACUAUGGGUGCUACCCAGACUGCACCGAAAUGAUGUCAAUGCCUCAUUUUGUUGAGGCUUCUGUCAGUCUCAUGAGAGAAAGACCUCUGAGUUCAUUAUUUGCACAUGCUUUUGGAUCAGCAAUUAUUAUUGAAUUCAUUCUGGUUCUCGCUCUUGGUGUGAUACUUCUAUUCUUCACAUGCAAAUGUGCGUUUGUUCUCUUUAAUGAAAAGAAGAGGCAGGCACCUCAGGAUUUUGAGUUCUCCAAGGUUCAGAGUUCCCAAGAAGGAACUUUAACCGGGGAUUUAUCUGAUAAGAUGACUCGAUUAAGAGGAUGCUGUUCAAAUUCCUUCUUGUCUGAUCUCCAGCUCUCCAAAUUUCAUCCGCGGUCAUGCCUACAGCUUGGAAUUGGAGGGUCUCCUAAAUCUACCGAUAUUUCUUCCAAGUCUUCAAGCGAUCAGCUUGAAAUGACUUCUCCUUCUGGGAUAAAUCCUGCAGCUUCUGCAAAAGAUAAACAACUUUCAGCCCAACUGGAAGAAACUGAAGUUUAUUGAGAUGAUCAAGCUCUUCUUUGAAAGACUACUUUGACUUCUACAGACUAUAUUAUUAUAUCGAUAGCAGUAGAUACUUCCUAUAAUUAAUCAGCCUUGUUAAUACUAAUAUUUUGCAGGAAAUGAAGCUAGUUACUUGUAUAGUGACAGAUUGAACAGGAAAUGAAAUUAAAGGAGCAUAUUUU